UUCAUUCACGUAGGUAGCAAGGUAAAUUCUUGAAACCUGAUGAUUGAUUGUGUAAAUAAAAUACUACUAUAGUAUAAAUAUUUUAUGUAUGUACGCUUUAAAAAUUAUAAUUGUAUGUAGGUACACGAUUUUAUUUCAAUCGGUACCCAAUUUUUCAAUUUAUAUUAGUUUUCUGAAAGAUAUUAUAAUCUGAAUAAAUCAAAAUAAAAAAUAUGGUCUCACAUCCAUCAGAGCAACUGCCGACUGAAACUCAACUUGAUGAAGAGAGAGUUCCAACUGUUAUGUAUUUGAUUGAAAUUGAUUCAAAUCAAUGCACGAUUAGAGAUGGCAUGUCCUUUCAAAUGCUGAAUAGUAAUCAGAAUAAUGCUCAUUAUCUCAUCCCUGCACAAGGAGUUGAGCAAACAGGAAUUCAAAAGCAUAUUCAACAUCAUAUAGAUUUUCAAGGGAUAAAUGUUAUUGAUAAUGGAAGCAUCAUCCAGAAUGAUGUCAUCAAUGAACAGCAAACUCCAUCAAAAAUACCACCACAUAUAUCCUAUGUGAGACCUGUUCACAAAUAUGUGCACAUAGCGGACAGCGUGCCGCCGCCGCGCGCCGCGGCCACGCUGCCGAGUGCUCUGCGCAUCUGCCGCGGCGGUGUGUCGCCGCAUAAACUAUUGCCACCCCGCAUACGAUUCGGACCCAUAACAGGUGUUGUACAAGAAGUGUCCAGCAAACAUGCCCUGAAUUUGAUAUCCAAAGCUGCUGCCAGUGAGAGACCAAUUUUAUUAUUAUCAAAGAAUGAUACUAUCAGCCAUAUAGACAUUUCAGAUAAAGAUAAAUCGAACUGGUUCAGCCUACUGCCGCUGGGGGACGAAAGCACGGCCAACGUGUGGGUGUACCAAGAUGGGGACUCAUUGUACGGGAUCACGACGCGGAGUAUCGCUCCUCGCGUCAAUCUGUGUCUCGGCUACAGCCAGCGCUACGCGGCGCAGCACCGGCUGCCGGCCUCGCAGCCCGUCUGCGGGAUUGAUGAAGAAGACGAGCAACGCAAGUGGUGGUGCUAUGAAUGCCGCUUUGCGUGCAAGACCGCGGCGCUGCUGCAGCGGCACAUGGAUGAAGCUCACAUGGGAGGUAAGAACAACACGCGGAGACGGCGGUAUCGAUGCAAAAACUGCGCUCUUCCGUUUUCCAGACUGUUCACAUUAAAACGCCACAUGUCUAUACACUGCAAGAGCAAAACAACAAAACCCGACCCUCCUCCACAACAAGAGACAACGCCCGACUCAUUUCUAAACUCGACUCCUCAGGAAGAAGAGCGUUUGCCCUCAGACGAGAGCUUCCAAAACUACACCAAUAACCUGGACUUCUCUACUAAUCUCUUCGACACUGACCGUUUGUCUACGCUCGAUAUCUCGGCCAAUUCUAGAUCAGAUUUGAAUUUCUAUAGCGACAAAGAUGAUUUUCUGCCCGGCCAAUCUGAGUCUAUCGGAAAUCUUGUUGAUGAUGCAUCGGCUGAACCGGGUCAGGUUAAUGAGGAAAAAGAGAAGGACAAAGCUACUAGUGUGAUAACAUGCCCACAUUGUCAAGAUACCAUGUCAAUUUCUUUGAAAAAUCGUCAUAUGAGAGAGUGCCGCGCGCGCACCGUGAGCUGCGCAUGCGGCGAGCGCUUCCGCGACCGGCGCCGGCUGCAGCGCCACGUGCACGCGCUUCACGCCUCCGCCUCCGCCUCCGUCCCGAGCGAGACUAUUUCAAGUGAAUAUUCAUUUAAAUGUGACGAGUGUCAGCUCAAUUUCAAGCGGCGCGGCAUGUUCGUGAACCACAUGUGGCGCUCGCACGGCGAGCUGUCGCGCGCGCCGCUGCAGCGCCUGGAGCGCCACUACCCGUGCGUGGCCUGCCCCAAGCUCUACCGCUCCGCCGCCAAGCGCGCAAGGCACGUGCGCAAGCACCACCCGGGCGCGGAACUGAUGCGCGCGCAGACGAUCUCCAGCGGCCCGGUGCAGUGCGCGCCGGCGACGUGCCCCGCGUGCCCGCGCCAGUACGCCACUCGCGCCAAGAUGCUGCAGCACGCACGCGCCUGUCAUCCGCACCUCAUUGCUCCAUCUCCCAAGAAAUCGCACAAGUAAAUUAACUAAGACUAGGUGAGGACAAGAGGAGGACAAAGAGAAAGUGACGUGAAAAAAGGAAAACCAAACC
Molecule: messenger RNA, 2172 nt
Organism: Plodia interpunctella (Indianmeal moth)
Lineage: Eukaryota; Metazoa; Arthropoda; Insecta; Lepidoptera; Pyralidae
Product: PR domain zinc finger protein 10-like
Exons: 18
Coding region: 213-2102 (629 amino acids)
Biological process (GO): regulation of transcription by RNA polymerase II
Cellular component (GO): nucleus
Molecular function (GO): RNA polymerase II transcription regulatory region sequence-specific DNA binding; DNA-binding transcription factor activity, RNA polymerase II-specific
Source: RefSeq, a predicted model, not a curated record